AUGGAAGACGACACGAAAUCUUUAUUGGAGUACGGCAUUCCCGAUACCGCAACCGGGCUUCUAUCCAGCAUUGUCAGACCACCUAUUACCGCUCAGAGCUUUGAAUUAAAACCUCAAUUCAUACAGUUCAUCUCCAAUGACUCAUUUGUAGGCACACCUCAUGAAUGCCCUGUUAGUCACAUAGACAGUUUCUUGGAGAAGUGUGACACCAUAAAGCUCAACGGUGUUACUGAUGAUGCUAUCAGACUUUGUUUGUUCCCUUUUUCACUACGGGAUAGAGCGAAGGAAUGGUUACGAGACGAAGGUAUAGGUUCCUUUGAUACAUGGGAUAAGCUUGCCAAAGCUUUCUUAGUAAGAUUUUUAGGGCAAGAGAAGACUACAAGGUUAAGGAACGAGCUAGCUACCUUUCGUCAAUCUGAUGAUGAGUCUUUAUAUGAGGCAUGGAGAAGAUUCAAGCGCUUACAGAGACAAUGCCCUCAUCACGAUAUCCCAGAGUGGAUGUUGAUCCAAACAUUCUACAAUGGUCUGACCCAUGAGUUCCGCAUAUACAUUGAUGCUGCAUCCGGGGGUUCCCUCAUGACUAAGAACCCAACUGAAGCCAAAGAGCUAAUUGAGAAGAUGGCAGCCAAUAAUAAUUAUCAUCUAGGAGGUCGACAUAGUGUGAAGAAGGGAGGUAAAUUAGAUGUUGAUGCUCUAACUCUUUUGACUAGCUCUAUGCAGGCAUUGACAAGCAAGUUUGACAGACUCCAAGCCGGAACAUCUACUAGCUCACCGGAGACCUGUAAGAUGUGUAAUAUGCAAGGUCACAUUGCACCUAAUUGCCCCAAAAAUUCCAGUGAGAUGUCAAUUGAGGAGGCCAAUGCUUUCUACACCUCUAAUCCUAAAAGGCCGUAUGAUCCUUAUUCAAACACAUACAAUGAAGGGUGGAGAAAUCAUCCGGACUUCUCUUAUAUGAACACUCAAGCUCAAUUGAAUUCUCCGUCGCCACCACCUAGUUUUCAAGCAAGGGCAUCUUUUAAUCACCAACCCAUAAAUCAACAACUGCCACCACAAACUUCAAAAUACAAUCUUAAUUCCAUUAUGGAGACUUUCACUACUUCCCAACUUCGACAGCAAGAGCUUAUGACAAAGCAAUUUGAGCUACAAGCAAAGCAAAAUGAACACUUUGAAAGCUCGAUUCAAAUGCUUAUUGCUCAAAAUAAGAGGAUAGAAACUCACCUUUCUCAACUUUCACAACAAGUGAGUCAUUUAUCAACUCUUCAUGAUCAAGCAAAAGUCCAAAAGGAACAAUGCAAUGCAGUUUUCUUGAGAAGAGAUGAAUUAUUUUCGAGAAAAAUAGAUGAGAAAGUGUGCAGUGUGGAGUCAAGAAAAGAUAAAAAGUGUGAGGAUGUAAAAAGUCCCAAAUAUGUUGCUCCACUGGCCUAUGAGGAACCGAUGCCCUUCCCGCAAAGGUUGUCAAAAGCCGUGCUCGAUAAACAUUUUGGAAAAUAUUGCGAGACUCUUAAAAAGAAAAUUAAAGAUCGACAUGAUGAUAGGGAAGUAGUAAAUGAGAAAUUCUCUACUCUUUUACGUGAUAGCCUACCACCUAAGCUGCAUGAUCCUGGUAGUUUUACUAUUCCCUGUAUGAUAAACGAAAUAUUUUUUGACAGGGUCUUGUGUGAUUUAGGUGCUAGUGUAAAUUUAAUGCCUUAUUCAUUAUAUGAAAAAUUAGGUUUGCAAAAACUUAAACCUUCCCCUAUUUCUCUUCAAAUGGUUGAUAGGACUGCUAGACUCCCUAAAGGUGUGGUUGAGGAUGUAUUAGUUAAGGUUGGUGAACUUGUUUUUCCUGUUGAUUUUGUUGUUAUGGAUAUGAAAGAAGACCAUAAGAUCCCGAUUAUAUUUGGUCGCCCAUUCCUUGCCACAAGUCAAGCUCUAAUAGAUGUUCCUAAAAGACAAGUGACCAUUAGGGCCCAGGAUAAACAAGUAGUGUUUAAGCUCUUUAAUGAACAUAAUUUUAUAUUUGAUGGUGAUACUUGUUUAAGAAUUGAUGCUACUAACCCUUUGGCUGAUAAGUGUGUAUGUGAUAGAAAUCUUGUGAGAAACAGGACAAUAUUCCACCAAAUGAUGUGUUUAGCUACAUGA
Molecule: messenger RNA, 2121 nt
Organism: Chenopodium quinoa (quinoa)
Lineage: Eukaryota; Viridiplantae; Streptophyta; Magnoliopsida; Caryophyllales; Amaranthaceae
Exons: 2
Coding region: 1-2121 (706 amino acids)
Source: RefSeq, a predicted model, not a curated record